Molecule: messenger RNA, 435 nt
Organism: Quercus robur (English oak)
Lineage: Eukaryota; Viridiplantae; Streptophyta; Magnoliopsida; Fagales; Fagaceae
Exons: 1
Coding region: 1-435 (144 amino acids)
Molecular function (GO): RNA-DNA hybrid ribonuclease activity; nucleic acid binding
Source: RefSeq, a predicted model, not a curated record
AUGUUUCAAGACAUUGCUGCAGCUGGCCUAGGAGUUGUGAUUAGGGAUCAUGAAGGCAAAGUCAUUGGUGCACUCUCUGAGAGGAUUGCCUUGCCCCCAUCUGUCAAUGACGUCGAAGCCUUAGCUUGUCGAAGAGCUAUAUCCUUUGCCCAGAAAAUUGGUCUCCAGGAAGUAUACGUAGUCUUUGAAACUAUUAUCAAAUCCCUCAACUCAGAUGAGUUUUGUCUGGCCCCUUUUGGUCACUUGAUUGAGGAUUCUCUCCAACUGAUAUCUAGCUUUAGAUCCCUUGCUUUCUCCCAUGUGAAACGUAAAGGAAACUGUGUUGCUAACAAGUUGGCCAAACAAGCUAAAGGAUCCACUCUUUCUCAAAUUUGGUUAGAAGACAUCCAUAGUGAUGCUACCAAUCUUGUAAUGCUUGAUAUAAGUUUCUGUUGA